AUGGCAAACGUAGGAGCCAAUAGUACAGUGCUGCCUCCUGGCCAACUACCAGUACUUCCUGCCGUGGAUAACACACUAGGUGCGCUGCUAGUAGGCGGAUUAGUUGCAACUGCACUAUGGGGCGUCACUUGCGUCCAAACAUUCUCCUUUUUUCUGCGCGUUGGUGCCGAUCCGACGCGGAGGCUUCAAAAAUCACUUGUCGCUAUCCUUUGGGUGCUUGAUACGUUCGACACAGUCCUCAACGGCCACAUUCUUUACUUCUACCUCAUCACCAAUUAUUUCGCGCCCCAGACGAUACUGUUUCCUGUGUGGAGUGUUAUCAUCCAUGUCGCUGCCACGUCCAUCUCAAACUUCAUCGUUCGGAGUGUCUUCGCUCGUCGGGUCUAUCGAUUGAGCAAGGGAAAUAUACCGGGUACACUCCUGAUCGUGGCACUGUCCACCCUGGAUUUGAUUUGCGGAAUAACCAUCACAGCCAAAGCUUUUGGGAUAACGUCGUACCUGCAGCUCGCCGGUCUUUCAAAUUUGAUGUACCUCAACUUCGCUGCUGGGACUGGAAGCGAUAUUGCCGUUGCUUUGGCGCUGUGCUACCUGUUGCACAAGUCCAGAACAGGAUUCAAAAGGACGGAUUCUUUGAUUCGAGUGCUGAUGGCGUACACAAUCAACACCGGUUUACUCGUUGCCUUAGAUGCAACGGCUGGCAUGUUCACCUAUGCGUUCAUGCCUAACAACUUCAUUUUUCUCGGAUGUUACCUGUUGUUGAGCAAAUUAUACCUCAACUCCUACCUCGCAAUUCUUAACGCAAGGAAUGGCCUUGGUCUCCGCGGAACUGCGAGCGACGGGCCAGUUUCCGUAGAUAUUCACCUCUCGCAGAUAAGCGGUGUGAGGUGGCGCACCGCAACAUCUGCCACGAGCGGGUAUGGUUACAAUCCUGAGAGUCAUCCCGAGAGUUCAGGUACGGCGUUGGGGACGGACGAUCUACAGCCUGCGUUGGUAAUACCCAAGAUCGUGGAUGUUCAGAGCAGCGGAGUGUCAAGCUCUUUGGAGACAGACAGCAGGAGAGAACUACAGGAGCGUGAUCCUGAGAAGCACCAGGAGCCGUGGAGUCCCGUGUAA
Messenger RNA from Mycena indigotica, 1113 nucleotides. RefSeq lists its product as uncharacterized. The transcript has 18 exons. Lineage: Eukaryota; Fungi; Basidiomycota; Agaricomycetes; Agaricales; Mycenaceae. The coding region runs from base 1 to 1113 and encodes 370 amino acids. The record is from RefSeq and is a predicted model, not a curated record.